Molecule: messenger RNA, 7186 nt
Organism: Corythoichthys intestinalis (scribbled pipefish)
Lineage: Eukaryota; Metazoa; Chordata; Actinopteri; Syngnathiformes; Syngnathidae
Exons: 3
Coding region: 710-4642 (1310 amino acids)
Biological process (GO): regulation of DNA-templated transcription
Molecular function (GO): RNA polymerase II cis-regulatory region sequence-specific DNA binding; DNA-binding transcription factor activity, RNA polymerase II-specific
Source: RefSeq, a predicted model, not a curated record
AGCGCACCUCGCACAGGAAGCGACCAUUUCAUGGCUCCGAGGGGGGAGGACUCAGGACUGACUCCUAGCCGAGCGAAAGUGCAGCGACGCGGGGCGGAGAGGUGAGCGCCCCCACCCCUCUCCUCGGCUGCAGAAAGCCGAACGCGCCAGGCGGGAGAAAACCUGAUGGAAGGCGGCGUUCUUGCGUGCUGGCUAACGGCGUCGCGGAGCCCCGAGACAAUGGCGGCGCCGAGCGGCCCGCAGCGUUUUUGUUAGCGGGGUCCGAGCGGACGCCAGGCAGGCCUAGCUCGUCGCUAGCUCGGGCUGGACGAACUAGGUUCCCCGCCCCCCAGCGGACACCUAGCGGAGACCAACGCCAGUUUCGGCGCUUAUGUUGGACUAUUUAAAUGAAUUUUUCCCCCUCUUGGCAAACAUUUUAAGCACGCUGGAUGCUUGUUUGGAUGCUGUCUAUGGAAGCGACAACAACCUGAGAGCUGAACCGCCUCUCUGGAAACUCCGGAAACAAAAUCAACCUCGGACAAAGCAGACUUCCAGAAGAGUAUAGCGGGAAGAAGAUUGGUUGUCAUCUCCCACUUCAGUCCAUUCGACGGCACUCCUCAUGAGUGGAGCAAUCUGAGUCCUCGCCAGCAGAGCAAAUGAGACAUUGAGCGUUGAACAGCGUGGAUUUUUCUCCCCGAGGUUCUCGCGGGAAGCGCUGGGCCGUCGGGAGAUGUUCCAGUUCAGCAAGUACCCCAUGGAGAUCCUGGAGAUGCUGAGUGGACACCAGGCGCAUCAGUUCAAGGGACUGGGCUUGGACCGGCAGCUGAGCCACCAGCAGCAGGUCCAGCUUCAACACCAGCAGCAGCUCCAGCAGCAGCACCAGACCCCUGCCGACACGUCCGGUGGUCUGCUGUCUGGCCUGGGCCUGGGAAGCCUGCCCACCUCGCGCGGCAACGCCUUUGCGGAUUCGUCCUCCCUUUUCGCCAAAAUGAGCGCCCCGCCCCCGUCCAUCUCGCACCAGAGUCAGUCCACGUCGUCGUCUUCGUCCGUUCACGGCUCCAGAAAGUCCGGCAAAAUGAGCGGCGGAGGCGGGACGGGCGGCUCCUCGUCGGGUUACCCGCAGUUCCUUCGACCGUUCCACCCGGCCGAGGCGCUGGCGCAGGAGCAGCUGCACUCGGGAAUGGGGCGCUUUGACUUUGGAGGGGGCGGAGCCGGCGGCGGGGCCGGGGUCCUGCCCACGCCGCCCCCGCCGCUACACCCUGGACUGUCGGUGCCGCAGCCCUCCCCUGGCCCCUCGGCCUCCUCCUCGUCUACCUCCACCUCCGUCUCAGCGUCCGGGAACCCCCCCGGCGGUGCAACGGUCCCCCUGGUGGGUCAGUCAGACCCGCGCAGCCUCCACCAGCAGUUCAGCUGCAUGCUGGCCGCCAACCAGUACUUCCUAUCGGGGGUUCCCACCAACAGCAGCCUGGAGCAGUUCCUGGUCCAGCAGGGCACUCACAACCACUUGGGCUUGGGUCUGGGCCAGGGCGCGGCCGAGUCCAAUUCGUCUUUGGCCCCUCCCCCAACCCUGCACUCCUCCCACGGACAUUCGGCGCCACAAGCGCCUCAGCAGCAGCAGCAGCUGACCCCCCACGCCUUAUCUCACCCCCACAGUCACACGCACCAUCCUCACCCGCUGCACCCGGCCCCCCAACCUGCCCCCCUUGGGGGAUUCGAUUUUCAAAGCAUUCCGGUGCUGUCGUCCAAUCAGAUCGCUUCCCUCAUGCAACAGGAGGCGGGCCUCCCUUUGCCCCUCCCCCUCCACUUGUCCCUCCCCAAAGAUGAGGCCGCCAAGUCAGAAGGCUCGUCUAUGUCGCUGUCGGGCGGCGGUAGCAGGCGUAAAAAAGCCAUGGCGGGCUACCUCCCGCAGAGGAAGGCGGAAAGUCACGCACACGCCCCCUCGGGCGCUCAUCGCCACGGCUCUCCCGCCUCGGGCUUAGUGGGAGGGGCCUCCGGAGGCGUCGGGAUGAGCGAGCAGCACUCGUCUCUCCUCUCGUCUCCGUCCCAACACGCCUCGUCCUCCGCCGUCUCCUCUUCUUCCUCAUCCUCUUCUUCUUCCUCCUCCUCCUCCUUGUCGGCCCCGCCCUCCUCCACCUCCGCGCUGGUAGACGUCGACCAGCACUUGCCCAAAUCCCUAGAAAAGCGGGGCGCCGGUUCGUCAAGCCGACCCGAAACGGAGUCUCUUUACCACUGCGGAGAGUGCGGGAAAACCUUCACGCAUCUCUCCAGCUUGCGGCGGCACCUGCGCAGCCACGGCCUGACGCCCGAAGCCCACGGCAGAAAGUCAGACUGCGCCUCGCCGAGCCCCGAGCGGAUCUUCUGCUGCGGAGACUGCGGGAAACGGUUCAAAAAGCGAGGGCACCUGAUCCAACACAGCGUCACGCACUCUGAGAACCGGCCAUUCGUCUGCAACAUCUGUCAAAAGUCUUUCAACCGUCGCGAGUCGCUCACACGGCACGAGAAGAUCCACGACGAAAAGCCCUUCCGUUGCCCGGCGUGCGGUCGCUGCUUUCGCGAGAGCACCUCCCUCCUCAACCACGCCGCCUCGGGCGCUUGCGGGAAACCUCCGCGAAGUUCUAAAAACCGCACCGUUAGCUCUGCCAACCCAAGCGGCGCAGUGAAAAUGCGCCUUCCCAAUCAGAACUCUGUCGUUCCCGCCGAUAAAUACACCGGAGACUACGCGAGUAACCGCUACCCCGGGCAGGCUUCCUACGACGACGACUACCGCCGUUCACAGGCGUCGUCGCUCUACUCGCCGGACUCCGCCCUUUCUGGGGACUUGAGCAAUCAAACCCUUCGAAAGGCUCCUUUAGCGCCGACCCUUCACCCCCACCCGCAGAGUCAACAACAACAACAACAACAGCAGCACCACCAGCAGCAACCGCAUCUUCCUCUCUCCUCCCUAUUGGACGAUUCUGAGGACGAAGUCACCAGCAGCGCCAUGUCGGCUAUCGCGGCAGCAGCGGCGGCUUCGUGUGACAUUACCGCGGAAGGCAGGGAAGGAGAAAGAAGGGACAUCAUCGGGGGCUUGCUGGGCGGGUUGGGCUUCGGUAACCUCGGUGGACAGUCGACCUCGCCUAACAUCAACGGCUCCACUGUGCCGUUGUCGCACCACAGCCAGCCGCACGCCAAGCCCCGACGGCCGCGCAAACCGCGAGAAAAGCGAGACCCCAACUCGGCGGUCAGGCGGCGGCGGAGUCCGGCGCCCCCGGGCGACGGCUCGGAGCGGCCGUACGGGUGUCAGCUGUGCGGCAAACGCUUCCGGCGGGCCGAGACCCUGCGGCGGCAUAAUCGGGUCCACACGGGCGAGAAGCCGCACGCCUGCGACGUCUGCGGGAAAAUGUUCCGAGAACCCUUCCAUCUCACCAAACAUCUCACAGUGCACUCGGGGCAGAAGAACUACAAGUGUAACCUGUGCGGGAAAAUGUUCGCCUAUGCGCAGAGCCUCGUUAGACACGGCAAGCUGCACAGGAGAGGCGAGAUCGACAACCAGGGACGGAGAAUCAAAGGAGCCGCCGCAGCCGUGGCACGCGUCGCCAACCAGGAAAACUCUGACUUCUUCUCUUCUUGCUCCCAAGAAGAGAAGUCCCCCACGUCGGGGACUCCCUCGCAGCGGCUCUACACCUGUACGGUCUGCUGGAAAUCCUUCCGCCAUUAUUUCCACCUGACGGCGCAUCAGCAGACGGUGCACGGCGGCGGCGUGGGUCUGGAGAAAUCCUUUCGUUGCGAAGUCUGCGGCAAAUCCUUCGCCUACUCCAACAGCCUUGUGCGCCACAAGCUCUCGCAACAUGGCAUCGACCGCAACGGUCAGAGGGCAGUCCAGCAGCAGACGCCCGCGUACUCGCCCGCCUUCUACGACUCCGGCUACGGCGGCACGGCGCACCAGCAGCGAGCCCCGGAGCCGGCGACGCCGCAGCAGGACCCGCGAGACCCGUUUCUUUACCGACCCAAAAAGCAAGAAGGUGGCAGAAGACGACGCAAAAAGAAGCGACGGGUGGUGAUCCACAGUAUCAUGAGGGACGGCAAGCUGGUGGGCGUUCCGCUCAGCAAGGAGACGCGCAGGAAGUUGAUGCUGCUGAGGAAGAGACGGGGCCGGCUGUUGGCGCAGAUGAAUAAGAAGAAGCUCCUGGCGCAGCUGAGGGUACGCGGAGGAGCGGCGGCCGUCAGAUCCUGGUCCGGUGGAGCCGUCAAAGUCAGCGGCCUGCUGUCCAUGGACAUCCCCGUCAAGCGCUUCCCCUGCCCCGUCUGUCCCGGCGCCACUUUCGCAAGGAAGGGCUUCCUGCUGCUGCACCGUGGCGUCCGCCACCUGUCGGGGCGCCGCGCCCGCCUACGCUGCCCUGUGUGCGCCAAGCGCAGCACCAGCCUCUUCAAGGCCCUCCGGCACCGAGGUCGCCACCUCAAGCGCGACGCCUUCUGCUGCCACAAAUGCCGCCGGCGCUUCUGGAACCCGCGGCUCUUAGAGAGACACAAGUUCUCCUGCCGGGCGUCCGCUUCGGCGGGGCGCUGGGCCGACGGCGUGUCCUGGUCGCCGUCAUCGGACGUCGAGCGCUCGCCGGUCCGCCUACCUCUGCCGUCGCCGGUUCCGCACGAGAGGUCCUCGGUUCUCGCCGAUUACGCUCACUAAAAACUCAUUUGUUCGUUAGCUUAGUUUGUUGUCACUUUUUUUGUUUUGUUUGUCCCUAAAGAUCGGAGUACUGAGCGGCAACUUUUGAACAAAAGGGAGAAAAAGAGGAGGACUGAUGGGACUCCUUAGCUUCCAAAACCUUCUGCGAAGGUGCACGACCGCCGGGUCGUGUUAUGAAUUGAGUAGCAACUAUAACGGUUCCAAGCAGGUAGAUACUUGCAGUUUAACUCUUUGGCCGCCAUUGACGGCUGCGCUACAAUUUGUAGAUUAAUCCCAAAAUUUGACACGUUAAAUCUAUUGGCUACUUCAAAUAGUCGCAAAAUUAAUUUCAACCAAAUUAUAGCUCUCAUCCUUUGAACACAAAAAUCUUGGACAGAUUAAUCUAUUUUUUGUUUUGUUUUAGAAUUAAGAUUCAUCGCGGAAUAAGAUUAAUUGUACAAUUUGUUGUUAAUCUGUCGAGUUCUUUCAGUAAUUACAAGAUGACUUUUACAGACUAAUCAUUAACUCACUCACUGCUAGCCGUCGACCAAUACAGGAUUUUCAAAUGCCGGAGCCAAGACCGAUAUCUAAAAAUAUAUAAUGAAAUAAUAUAAAUAUCAAAUAAUUAAACCCACCGGGACAUUCUGAAGAAAUGUAAACAAGUGAGAGAAUUUAAGAGAAUGCUCGUCAUGCUAAAGCUAAUGCUAACAUGAAUGCUACGCUAACGCUACGAGUUACAUUUAGAGUGUAAGGAUCACUCAUUAAACGCCUUAAAAGGCUAAAUCAACAUUGCAAAUCUUACAAUAUUAAUAAACCAGGAAAACCUGAAGCUUCCUAUAGCAGCCUGCCUUCAAGCUGCUGCAGGGUCCUUCCGGUGUCCCACCGUCAGUCAGCGGCGGCCACAGUUGCCAACAUAGAUGCCUGAUCAAAAUCCUUUUUUUAUCGCCUUUAUUAUUAUUAUUAUUUUUGUUAUUCAGCAGAUGGUGCAUGUUGGAAAGUCCAUAUAUCGGUCUGCCGAUAUAUUGGUCGACGUCUACCCACUUCCAAUGAUCACGUUUCUGUGCCAUUGACAGCAAUAGAUGCAUAAUCCAUUAAAAUUAAAAGUCAUAGAUUAAUCUCCAAAUUCUCCCAUCUUUUAUGAAUACAUUCGUUGUCAAUGAUCAUAUUUCAAUGCCAAUGACGUCAGGAGACGUUAAACCCAUUUGGCCAUUUAGUCAUAGAUUAAUCGCAAAAUUCUUCAACAGAAAUUAUCAAAUUUACAACUAAUUGCAAAACUAUUCAACAGACUAAUCGUUAACUCAUUCGCCGCCAACCAUGACGUUUCAGUGCCAUUGACGGCAAUAGACGUCCGAUCCAUUUGGACCUCUGUCAAUGACAGCCAAUGAGUUAAAACAGAAGGCCAAAACACAGCAACUGACUGACAAACGGUUUGUGUAACAUGUAAACACUUGUGCGUCUGCUCGUGUACAUUUGUGUGUAUUUUUUUUAACAACCACUCGUUGCGCUCAUCCAAAUCCUCUCGACUUCCCAGCACAGUUCAGAUGCCUUAUUAUUAUUAUCAUUAUUUGUUGUCAUAUGUUGCGAAAAUGGGGAAAAAAGUGACGUGACUGAAAAGGAUUUUUUUUUUUUUUUAAAAGUGGACUUUUUAAACGAGCCUUCCAAACAGAUUCUGUAGAAAUAACCCGGAGUGUAUUGAUAUAAUUCCCGAUUCUAUUUUAUGAUAUAUUGCUGUUUUUUAAUCCCCUGGUAUCUUUUUCUUCUGUGUCGGUAUUGUGGGGGUCAGGGUUGGGGGGUGUCGAGGUGAGUGUCCACUUCCUGUUGUUUCUUCCGUGCGACACUUUUUGUAACUCAAGCGUGCACACUUAGUUUAGCUCCUGUUCACAUUGUUCUGGGUUUCAGUACAACUAAAACAUGUAAUAUUAUUGUUAUUAUGAGUAAAUAACUAUGAAUUUCUUUGCAUAAAAAGUGACUUGUCGAAAAUCCCGCAAAUACAAUUAAAAAACGGCAAAUUGAAGCGUUGUUUGUUUUUUUAGGGACAUUUCUAGAUGCGUCCAGUCCAUUUGGACUGGCAGUGUUGACCCGUAGAUUAAUCGGGAAAAAUAGAUUAUUGAAUUACUCAAUAAAUUAAAACUCCCAUUAUCGUAAUUUUCGGACUAUAAGGUGCAACCCACUAAAUUUGACACGGAAACGGCAUUUGUACAUAUGGGAUAUUUACACCAAAAGAUAUUAACCGGUAACACUUUAUUUGACGUCAUGAGACUGUCAUAAGACUGUCAAAUUUAUGACAUGACACUCAUGAGCAUUAAUGACUGCUUAUGCCAGAUAACAUUUAGUGUCAUUCGGCAGAUUAUCUUACUUUUGAAUGGAUGUAAAAGAUCCAAGCUGUACAUAAAUGGAGUUGGCGACAAAACUUGCUGGAUGACACUUAAUGGCAUCUUCCAUAAGCAUUCAUCAAUGCCCGUGACGGUGUCAUGUCAUUAUUAUGACUGUCUUACGACGCCGCUGUCAAAUAAAAUGUUAACUAUUCACCCAAAUAAGCUGCACUGGACUAUAAACUGCAGGAUU